Molecule: messenger RNA, 5060 nt
Organism: Callorhinchus milii (elephant shark)
Lineage: Eukaryota; Metazoa; Chordata; Chondrichthyes; Chimaeriformes; Callorhinchidae
Gene: ide
Product: insulin-degrading enzyme
Exons: 25
Coding region: 40-3063 (1007 amino acids)
Biological process (GO): peptide catabolic process
Cellular component (GO): cytosol; peroxisomal matrix; mitochondrion
Molecular function (GO): metal ion binding; metalloendopeptidase activity
Source: RefSeq, a predicted model, not a curated record
AGGAGGCCCGGCUCGGGGAGGGGAGGGGCGCCAGGAAGAAUGCCAAACGUCGGCCGCUUCGUGCAGCUCCUGAGCCAGGCCCUGACCCGGGGAGAACGCCACCUGCAGCCAGCAAGAGGCUUGAGAAUGAAUAAUCCAGCAAUUGUGAGAACCGUGCCCAAUAUUAUUAAGUCUCCUGAGGACAAGCGUGAAUAUUGUGGAUUGGAAUUUGCAAAUGGGAUCAAUGCAUUACUAAUCCAUGACCCUACCACUGACAAAUCAUCUGCUGCCCUGGAUGUUCACAUUGGCUCAUUGUCAGAUCCAAAAGACAUCCAAGGACUAGCCCACUUUUGUGAGCAUAUGCUUUUCUUGGGGACAGAAAAAUACCCAAAGGAGAAUGAGUACAGUCAGUUCCUUAGUGAACAUGCAGGGAGCUCAAAUGCAUUCACUAGUGGCGAACAUACCAACUACUAUUUCGAUGUAUCGAAUGAACACUUGGAGGGUGCCCUAGAUCGGUUUGCCCAGUUUUUCUUGUGUCCUUUGUUUGAUGCCAACUGGAAAGAUAGAGAGGUUAAUGCUGUUGAUUCAGAGCAUGAGAAGAACAUAAUGAAUGAUGCUUGGAGACUGUUCCAGUUAGAGAAGUCUACAGGCAAUCCAGAGCACCGAUUUAGCACAUUUGGAACAGGCAACAAGUUCACCUUGGAAACUAGGCCAGCAGAGAUGGGCAUUGAUGUGCGACAAGAACUGCUUAAGUUCCACUCGUCUUACUAUUCAUCAAAUCUGAUGGCUCUCUGUGUCUUGGGGAGAGAAUCCCUGGAUGAACUGACCGAUAUGGUAGUGAAGCUAUUUGGAGGUGUGGUAAACAAAAGUCUACCUGUUACAGAAUUCUUGGAAUAUCCUUUUCAGAAAGAACACCUUAAGCAACUGUAUAAGGUGGUGCCCAUCAAGGAUAUCAGAAAUCUUUAUGUCACUUUUCCUAUACCGGACCUUCAGAAAUAUUACAAGUCAAAUCCAGGUCACUAUCUUGGCCAUUUGAUUGGUCAUGAAGGUCCAGGGAGUCUUCUGUCAGAACUGAAAGCUAAAGGCUGGGUAAAUACACUUGUUGGAGGGCAAAAAGAAGGAGCCAAAGGCUUCAUGUUUUUCAUCAUUAAUGUGGACCUUACUGAGGAAGGACUUGUACACGUGGAUGAUAUAAUUCUUCACAUGUUCCAGUACAUCACUAAACUGCGUACAGAAGGGCCUCAGAAAUGGAUUUUUCUGGAGUGUAAGGAUUUGAAUGCCAUGGCUUUUAGAUUCAAAGAUAAAGAGCGACCACGAGGCUACACUUCAAAACUUGCCGGAUCAUUGCAUUACUAUCCAAUUGAGGAAGUUCUGGCAGCUGAUUUUUUGCUGGAAGAAUUUCAGCCUGAACUAAUAGAAAUGGUCCUGGACAAACUGAUACCAGAGAAUGUGCGGGUGGCAGUGGUUUCUAAAACGUUUGAAGGGAAAACUGAUAAGACUGAGAAAUGGUACGGUACAGAGUACAAACAAGAAAGUAUUCCUGAGGAUGUUAUUGAGAAAUGGAAAAACGCCAACCUAAAUGGAAAAUUUAAGUUGCCAGAUAAGAAUGAGUUUAUUCCGACAAAUUUUGAGAUUAUACCGUUAGAAAAAGAUGCUACUUCAUUCCCUUCUCUUAUUAAGGACACGGCCAUGAGCAAAGUAUGGUUUAAACAAGACGACAAAUUCUUUCUGCCAAAAGCUUGCUUAAAUUUUGAAGUGUUCAGCCCAUUUGCUUAUGUGGAUCCAUUACAUUGUAAUAUGGCCUAUUUAUAUAUUGAACUGCUGAAAGAUUCUCUCAACGAGUAUGCAUAUGCAGCAGAGCUAGCUGGCUUGAACUAUGACCUACAAAAUACGAUCUAUGGAAUGUAUUUGUCAGUGAAGGGGUACAGUGACAAGCAGCACAUCCUUCUCAGGAAGAUAGUUGAGAAGAUGGCAAACUUUGAGAUUGAUGAGAAGCGAUUUGAGAUAAUCAAGGAAGCAUACAUGCGAUCCCUGAGUAACUUCAGAGCAGAGCAGCCUCACCAACAUGCCAUGUAUUACCUCAGAUUGCUAAUGACUGAGGUAGCCUGGACUAAAGAUGAACUUAAGGAAGCUUUGGAAGAUGUCACUCUCCCACGCCUCAAGGCCUUUAUACCUCAACUGUUGUCAAGGCUACACAUUGAAGCACUUCUCCAUGGCAAUAUAACAAGACAGACUGCUUUGAAUAUCACGCAAAUGGUUGAAGACACCCUUAUUGAGCACGCUCAUACUAAACCUCUUCUUCCUAGUCAACUGAUCCGGUACAGAGAGGUACAACUUCCAGACAGAGGAUGGUUUGUGUACCAGCAGAGAAAUGAGGUUCACAACAACUGUGGGAUUGAGAUCUACUAUCAGACAGACAUGCAGAACACCAAUGAAAAUAUGUUGCUGGAACUUCUCUGUCAAAUCAUAUCGGAGCCGUGCUUCAACACAUUGCGGACUAAGGAGCAGCUUGGUUACAUUGUGUUCAGUGGUCCACGCAGAGCAAAUGGUGUACAGGGUUUACGUUUCAUCAUUCAGUCUGAAAAGGACCCCAGUUACCUGGAGAGCAGGAUCGAGGCUUUCUUAAAAAUGAUGGAAAAGUCUAUUGAGGAGAUGCCCGAGGAAGCCUUUCAGAAACAUAUCCAAGCUCUGGCAAUAAAGCGACUUGAUAAACCCAAAAAACUCUCUGCUGAGUGUGCUAAGCACUGGAGCGAAAUCAUCUCCCAGCAAUACAACUUUGACCGAGAUAACACUGAAGUAGCACAUCUAAAGAUACUGACUAAAGAGGAUAUAAUGAAUUUCUAUAGAAAUCUGCUGGAUGUUGAUGGUUCAAGGAGGCACAAGAUCUCGGUACAUGUUUUGUCCAGGGAUAUGGAUUCUUGCCCUGUUGUUGGUCAAUUUCUAUCUCAAAAUGAUGUCAAUCUAUCUCCUGCACCAACCUUGCCACAGCCACAUGUAAUUGAAGACAUGACUGCAUUCAAACGCAGUCUACCACUCUUUCCACUGGCAAAGCCUCACAUCAACUUCAUGGCUGCAAAACUCUGAGGUCGAGAACACUGACAGAGGGCAAGAAGACCUGAAUAAAAAAAGAAAAAUUAAACCACAUUGAGGAGGAACUUUCAAAUCUAAUUUCUUUUGAUGAACGAUUUACAGUCAGCAGUGUUCAAAGUAAAAUAAUUUUGUGUACUUCUGCAUGUUAAUGGUUCAGAUAGCAGGUAGUUGAGUGGUAUGGUUAGAUUAUUUGUCCAUAAAACUGCACAUAAAAUUGGAAUCCUACAAAACAGUAAUGUAUAAACCAGUAAUGUUAGACAUGUGUAAUAUAGUUGAGGUGAAAUUCUUUUGAAAUAGAACACCAGAAAAUAAAAUGCCUUUUAUUUACUAUAGUAACAAGAAAUUGUAAGAUUAUUACAAGGCAUGCGGCUAGAACAUUUUUUUCUGGUGGUUAUAACUAAAAUGAAUACAUUUUUAUCUUGUAGGCAAGUUUUGUAGUUUUUACAUUUUAUGUGCAAACACAAGCAGUAAGAUGCUGGAAACUAGUUUUUUUUGGUUUUAAAUACUUUUCGCAAAACACUCUAUUCAAAAUUGCAGAAAACAGUUUAAAUUGUCAAAUAGCUUCCAGUUUCACUUAUGUUCCAUCUCUUCUGUGGAUAAUAUUCCUCACUUUAGGAUGUAUAUCAUCUCGAAGACUGAAUUGCAACAUUUUGGUACAAUACUGAUUAAAAAUGGAAGAUUCUCUGGUUUGAAGAAGUAAUGGUCAUCAAAAGGCUGUUUUAUUUAAUUUUUCCUCAAUAAAAGAUACAUUUUGUAACUUAUUCAGUCCUUUUCCAGUUGCAGGACUUCCUUUUUCCUUUAAUUAAAAUGUGUUCUAAUUUAAAUACUGUAUUUAAAAACACUAUUGGAAAAAGUACUAACUAAAUCUGUUGCUCCCCUCAUUCUGCUUUUGAAACCUCUAUAAAUUUAGCAAGCUCCAUAAUGUUUUCAAAUAACUUCCCAUAUUUCUUCUGGUGUAUAAAUUAAUUUACAAGCUGCAUUAUUGCAAGCCCUGACAACAAAUUAAUGAUUCUGUUAGUGUGGUUUUACAAUGUUACUCUUUUGUAUUACUAUAUGCAAUUUUUUCCAAGCACCAUUAAGAAAAUCUGAAGGAAACAGCAGAAUGUUAACUUUUCUUAAUGGUGAAAAAUGCAUAUUAUUUCAGUAAUUUAAAAAAUCUUAGUUCUUGAUCCACAAAAAAAAUUACGAUGAAACAUUUCAAAUGUUUCACAGGUCAAGUGCUAUAUUGGAUUUCAAAAUACAUUGUAAUGUAGUUUCUUAAUGGAAACCAAUAGGUAGUGAAUAAUAAGAUUCAAAUGGAUACAAUUGUUAGAAAGUAAUUUGUUUAGCCUACCAUAGUACACCAGUCUUUUCAGCAGUUUGCCACCUUUUACGAUAUUUCAUUGGGUAGUGUUGGAACAUUUUAGCUGUUCAUAUUGCUCUUAGGAUUGUAAUUUUACAGAAUUUUGAAAGUUGGUACAUAGGGGACGUUAUGGGCAUUAUCUGCAAUAUAAUACCAUCAGAAAUCGUAUCUUGUUAUCCAUAUUGAAUACUUCAAAACCCUACAGAACUUCUUCCAUUAGUAUUAGAAUUGUAUCAGAAUUUUAUCUAAAUGUGACAAUUACACACCAGAUCAACCAAGCAAAACUUAAAAGCAAAAAAAACUUUAUAUUAAAACUAAGGUUUACAGUAGGUUCCACUAUACUGUUGAAACAUGUUUUUCUACAUUUCCAGCAUUUGUGCAGUUUGACUCAGGCAUAUCCAUAGAUUCUGUAUAUGAAUUCUGAGGAUGUAGCUUUUCCAAGCAAUAAGAGCCAGAGUAUCGUUAACAUUCAACACAUUUUUAUGGCUUGUGAAUAGAUGUAACCUUUUUUGUUGAAUUGAGCAUAAAUGACUUAGACUAAUUUAAUUUUAAGACUUUGGUGCUGUUGAUGUAGAACUGGAUUCAUAUAUAUAACCAGUGUAUACUGGCAGGAUUUUCCUGUUUGCAAUAAAAAUUUUAAUCAUCCUCA